AUGGCCUUUUCCGUGCUCUCGCUGCUGUCCGACGCGCGCCGCUCCGACGACGAGCUGCAGGGCGACCUGUUCGACGCGUUCAUGGGCGACUUCGACGCCGUGUCCGACGUCCUCAUGCGCCGCGCGGAGCUGGUCACCAAUGCCGACGCCGUGUUCGCAGACUGCGCGCAGGCCGCGCAGGUGCCCGUCGCCGUACCUGCGGAGGUGGCCAAGGCCGCGCGCGGCGUGUCUGGCAGAAGGAGGGAGAAAGUGUCCCGGACGCCCGUCACGGCGCAGGUUACCGUGCGCGAUCGGAGGCGGGAAGCCAUGGAGAAGGAGGACCGCCGUGUUCAGCGCCGCUUGGUCAAGUCGGGGCUGCUCGCCGCUGGCGAGGUGGAUGAGGAUGAGGAGGACGCUGUUGUGCCGUUCCCGGAUCUCGGAGGUUCUGCCUAUGAGGAGCGGCAGCGGUUCUUUCCGGGCGUGGGCGUGGAUUCAGACUCUGCCAUUGGGUCUGUAGACCGCGUUGGACUGCCGCGCGGCUCGACCAGGGAAGUUGGGAAGGGCUAUGAAGAGAUCUUCAUUCCGCCCCCGAAGAUGGAUGCGAGAAUGAAAUCAUCACUCGUGGAUGUUUCAGACGCACUUUCGGAGCAUCCGGAGCUGCUAACUGCGAUGAAGGGAGUGACUACGUUGAAUCGCUUGCAGAGCUCAGUGUAUCCGGCCGCUUUCAAGAGCAACGAGAACCUGCUUGUCUGUGCGCCCACGGGAGCUGGUAAGACGAAUGUAGCGUUACUGACCAUAUUCAAAGAGAUUGUCGAGGUGAAACGGCGUGAGAAGAGAGCGUUUAAGGUUGUGUAUGUAGCACCUAUGAAGGCACUGGCGGCAGAGGUUACCGAAAAGUUUGGAAAGCGACUGGGGCCGUUGGGCUUACGCGUGAGAGAGUUUACUGGCGAUAUGUCAUUGAGUAGGGCGGAGGCCAUGGAAACGCACGUGCUUGUGACAACGCCGGAAAAAUGGGAUGUUGUCACAAGAAAGACUGGGUCUGACCUCAGCGAUUCCGUAACUUUAUUUAUUGUCGACGAGAUCCAUUUACUUCAUGAUGAGAGGGGUGCGGUGUUAGAAUCAAUCGUAGCCAGAACAUUGCGACUUUCAGAAGCAGCCCAGCGUCAAAUUCGGCUUGUCGGGCUUAGCGCGACGCUGCCGAACUAUGCAGAUGUCGGCUCGUUCAUGCGAGUGAAUCCGCAAAAAGGCCUGUUUUAUUUUGAUGGGAGCUAUCGUCCAGUGCCGCUGUCACAGACGUUCAUUGGUAUCAGUGAAGGCGGUCAGAGUAAUUCCGGUGAAGCGCGCCGACGCCGCGAAGGAAAGAUGCAUGAGAUGGCUUGGAAGAAGGUGAAAGAUUCUUUGCAAAGAGGACACCAAGCGAUGAUAUUUGUUCACUCAAGGAAGGGGACUGCAUUGGCCGCUCGGGAAAUGUUAGGAAGAGCGGCCGAAGAUUCGCUUGAAGAUAUAUUUCUGGGGGGUGAGAGCAAGGGACAAGGAAAUUUGCCGCCUUCUAAACCCAAUAAAGACGGAGGACGCAAGGAUAGCGUUUCUGUUCUGCCGACUUGGGCGGCAAAGGAAAUAUCCAAAUCAAAGACGGGUGACAUUCGAGACCUGUGCUCAAGAGGCGUAGGGAUACACAAUGCUGGUCUCCCCAGACCAGACCGUAAGCUUGUCGAAAAGCUCUUUGCCGAAGGCGUCAUCAAACUUCUCUGUUGUACCGCCACGUUGGCGUGGGGUGUGAAUUUACCAGCAAGAACUGUGGUGAUCAUGGGAACGGAGGUUUAUGACGCCGAGAAAGGAGGGUUUGUGCAGCUGGGGAUGUUGGACGUCAUGCAAAUAUUUGGUCGAGCGGGGCGCCCUCAAUUUGACACUGAGGGAGAGGGUACGAUUAUUACCAUGCAUGAACACCUCGGUAAAUACCUCAGCCUUCUUACAUCGUCAAUUCCGAUCGAAAGCAAACUAGGAGCCUCUGCUUCGCGUCUUGCUAAUCAUCUAAACGCUGAAAUUGUGUCCGGUACUGUUUCAUCCAUAGGAGAGGGGGUUCGGUGGCUAAGCUACACUUACCUUAGUGUGCGGAUGCCUCAAAACCCUCUGGUAUACGGUAUUGACUGGGCAGAGGUAGAGGCAGACAGAGGUUUGCACUCACGACGAGCAACCCUAAUUGAACAAGCCUCAAAAGCUUUGGACGACGCCCGUAUGUGUCGAUAUGAUCCUCGCACAGGAGCUCUGACUGCGACCGAUCUUGGGCGGGUUUCGUCGCACUUCUAUGUUUCUCACGAAACAAUUGUGCUUUGGAAUGACCUUUUUACUCAACUGCCCAUGGAGCCUGCCGUCACAGACGCAGAUUGGGAAGAAGUAUACAAAACAGUUUUGCAUGCUGUCUCGUGCGCGACUGAGUUUGAGCAAAUGCGAUCAAGGCAGGAAGAAGCUGAGGAAUUGGACAAUUUAACUAGGGAGGCUUGUCCGAUCCCGUUGAAGUCAGGCUCCGAGACAAGAGAGGGCAAGGUAGCAAUACUGCUACAGGCUUACAUAUCUCGAGCGUACAUUCGAAUGUCUGAUUUGAGUUACGUUGUGCAGAGCUGCACACGCCUCCUCCGAGCCCUGUUCGAGGUCUCCCUCAGCAGAGGCUACCCCAGCCUUUCGCUGGCUUCCCUUGAGCUGGCACGUGCAUCUGAGUCACGCAUAUGGCCAUUUCAACAUCCACUAUGGCAAUUCACAUAUUCGGCCAGAAGAGGUGGUGGCCUCACAAUACAGCAGGAAACUGUCGCUACCAUCGAGGCAAGUGGGGAAAAAGGAACACUGGCGUGUUUGAGGGAGAUGACAAGAGAGGAGUUAUCAAUCCUUGUUCGCGCACCAAAAAUGGCGUUGACCGUGAUCAAAGUUGCUCGAGCAGUGCCCACUCUUGCAAUAUUGAGUGCAACUGUAGCCCCACUAAGUCGCACUGUUUUACAAUUUGAAGUGCGCCUUCGUCCAAACUUUCGUUGGUACGACAAUAUCCAUGGAAAUGCUGAGGCUUGGUGGUUGUGGGUGGAAGACUUUGAGGAAGACAGAGUUUACUAUAGUCAAAGAAUACUACUAACAAAAGUGCAAGUGCGUGCGAUGAAUGGGGAUCAGGUAGAUCCAUCAGAUGAUGUGAAAAGUCAUUCCCUGAACUUGACCUUUUCUGUUCCUGUGUUUGAUCCGCCAUCAUCUCGAUAUUCCCUCCGUGUUGAAUCAGAGAGGUGGCAUACUGGAGGUGGAUCCACUGCUGCACUUCCUGUAUCUAACAUGGAUCUGCCGGUUGAAGAAAACAAAAAGACCGAUCUUCUUGACUUGAGGCCUCUGUCCGUAAAAACCUCUUUGGAUGCGGAAGAGGCCACGAUGUUUCAAGGGGAUUUUUCGCAUUUUAAACCGCUUCAAACUCAAGCUUUUCAUACUGCUAGGCACACAGAUGACAACAUGCUAGUUUCCGCGCCGUCUGGAUCUGCAAAGAAGAUCUUGGCUGAGUUGGCUAUUCUGCGUGCAAUCCGUGAGCGUCCGAAUUCCACCGUGGUGUACAUCGCACCAGAUCGGGAUUCAGUUCUAUUGCAACGCAAGAAAUGGCAAAGGUUGGAGAGUCUAGUGAAAGGACGCGUUCAAGUGAUGGAUUCACUUCGUUCUGUUCCCAGUCAGAAUGCUCUCGUAGAUGUGGGACUAGUUCUAGCCACGCCGGUUGCUUGGAGUCAUUUCUCUGACUCCUGGGAUAAUUCGAUGAUGGCAGAAUCAGUGUCUCUCUUUGUGUUUGACGAUUUGCAGCUCAUGUCCGAUGUUAACUGUAUCGGUGUUGAGAUGUUGAUAUCAAGGAUACGAUAUGGUGCUAUGAAUACUUCAGGGUCGACGGGAAGAAUCCCGAGACUUGUUUCCUUGUGUGAGGAAGUGCCGAAUGCUUCCGAAGUUGCAGACUGGCUAGGAGUUGACCGACAGAAAGGAUUCUUUUGUUUCAGUGCAAAUGUUCGUCAAGUCCCGAGGGAGUCUCAAGUGAUUGGCAUUGCAGGGGAUCGUUACACAUCAAGAAUGCAUUCAGUUAACCGCAGUCUUUUCUCUAUGAUGCAACGGCAUUCUGCCAAGAAGCCAGUGCUAAUAUACGUUUCGUCCAGAAGGCAGACUCUACUUACAGCAGAGAAUCUACUUCUCCUUGCUUCAAUGGAUGGAAAGGAGAAACCGUUUGUUGGACUUCAAUCUGACACUGAACAAUCGAUUUCAAAAGCACUCCGACAAACCUCAGAUCAUCGUUUGAGGAGUUGUCUGACAAAUGGUAUAGGUCUUUACCAUGAGAUGAUGACAUCUCGCGAGCAGGACGCGGUCGAAAUUCUUUUCAGGAAGGGUCACAUCCAGGUAAUGAUUGCGACUUUUGCUGUGGCCAGGAAGUUAUCAGUCCCAUGCCAUCUCGUCGUCGUGAAAGGGACAGAAACAUACCGGCCACAGCAGCGACGAUUUGAAGAAAUUCCUUUAGCUGAUAUUCUUCAAAUGAUAGGGCAAGUCGGAAGGCCAGCUGUAGAUUCCGUCUGCUACGCGAUUGUGUAUGUGCAUGAACCGAAGAAGACUCUGUACAAGAAGUUUUUGCACGAGAAACUCCCGAUUGAAUCUGCUAUUCAUCGAAACCUUUCAGAUACGUUGAUGAAAGAAAUAUCGUCAAGGCGUGUGAAAUCCCUAAGGGAUGCUGUCGAGUUUCUUUCGCGAACGUUCAUGUUCUGGAGAUUGAAAACGAAUCCUGGGUAUUACGGGCUAAAGAAAAAGAAGGGAGUGAAAGCGAGCGUACCAAAGCUUGAGCGUCUCAAUCAAGGAGCGUUGUAUUGGAUCAGCGAAAUGGCCACUUCUGCGCUUCGUUCUUUGGUCGAAAAAAAGAGCAUAUCAAUAUCUGACGGAUUCAUUAGCAGCGACAUGAACGUAGAAACAUGA
This is a messenger RNA of Chondrus crispus (carragheen), 4935 nucleotides long. RefSeq names its product activating signal cointegrator 1 complex subunit 3, helc1, putative. The record is from RefSeq and is a predicted model, not a curated record. Lineage: Eukaryota; Rhodophyta; Florideophyceae; Gigartinales; Gigartinaceae. The coding region runs from base 1 to 4935 and encodes 1644 amino acids. Gene Ontology annotation, molecular function: nucleic acid binding; ATP binding. The transcript has a single exon.